Sclerotinia trifoliorum is the source of this 2252-nucleotide messenger RNA. NCBI's taxonomy places the organism in Eukaryota, Fungi, Ascomycota, Leotiomycetes, Helotiales, Sclerotiniaceae. The record is from the annotation of a GenBank genome assembly.
GUACAGAGGGAGAAAAGCUUCACAUUUUACCACAAACCUCACCCCUACACACACAAUACAGAAUAACUUUAUGAUAGUUGUAUUAUUUGCAUUCAAUUCAUGAUCAGAAGUUAUAGUAUUGUUUAAAAUUCAAGUUUUUAUCUUCCUUAUAUCGCUAUUGUAAUUUAUUAGCCAUUGGUGAAAAAAAAUAUCAUGGCAGAGAGUACACUUCAAGUUUGUCUUCCUUUCCCCGCCUCACGCGUUUCAUCCAUUAAUGCCUUUUCUCUUCAGGACCGGCUGCGAGAGCAUGCGGAGGCAUUUGAUGGACUGCUAUCCUUGAUUCCUGCGAAAUAUUACUACGGCGAAGACACGAGCGUAUGUAAAGAGUUCGGUUUGGAUUCCACUGCUAGGGCUACAAUGCUGAUUACCAUUUUCCUUCACAGGAUCAAUGGAAAAAGAAGAAGCAAACCAAGCAACAAGCCGCUGCGGCAAGGCGCGCAAAGCUUGAUCCAGAUUCUGCAAAGACGGCAAAGGAUGUCAUGGAUGAACGAGCGAAGAAGAGAAAAUUGGAAGAGUCUGAGGAUGUUGAGGAUGGAUCUGAGGUAGAGGGUAUCGAAAGAGAAUUGCCACAACAAGGAUUGAAAAAGGCAGUGGAGAAGCCAGCUAAGAAAUUAAAAACUGAAACCGAAUCCACAAAACAGAUGCCCAAAUCUUCGACACCAAAGGACUCAACAGCCAAAAAAGGUUUGACACCUGAAGAAGAAGCAGCAAGAUUGGAAAAGAGAAAUCAGAAAGAAGAACAGAAAAAGGCAAAGGCAGCUAAGAAGUCAGCCAAACAGAAGGCGAAGAGGGAGGAAGCUGCCAAACAAGUUGUCCAAUUACCAACGGAAGAUACUUCUGCUAGUGAGUCGACUACAAAGGAUAAUGUGGCCGAGGAAGCUACCAAGGAAGCUGCCACUAACGAAGUCCCUACCAAAAAGUCAAUCGAGCAUGAAAGUGCGGAAGAUGAAGAACCAGACCAUGAUGAUGAAAUUGAACAUUUUGAAGCCGAAGGUUUGGAGGAGCCCGAAUCUACAGAGUCAUCACCACCCUCAUCUACUUUCUCAACACCCAACGAAGAGACCACGAGCGGCGGUACAUCCAUAUCCUCCACCAUACCUCCUACCGCCCCUCCUAAACACAUAGUUCUCCCAGCCGACUCUGAAAUUCUCCGUUCUAGAUUAGCAGCACGUAUCGAAGCUCUACGAGCCGCACGUAAAGCAAGUAACUCUGAUGGUACCCCAGUGCGCAACCGUCAAGAACUCAUGGAACAACGUCGCAAAAAGGAAGAGCAACGGAAAGCCCACAAGAGAGAACUCCGACUUCAAGCCAAGAUUGAUGAAGAGGCUCGACGUGAAGCCGCAUUGGUAUCAGCAAGAAGUAGUCCAGCAGGAAGCUUGCUCAGCCCUCUAAUCCGAUCACCUGAAAACAAUUUUGCUUUUGGCAGAGUCGCAUUCGCUGAUGGACAAGGUCUCAACGAAGAUUUAACUGCACUGAAAUCGAUACCGAAGAAAAAGGGACCGCAGGAUGUUAAUAGUGCACUUGCCGCUGCGGCCAAGAAACAAUCUCGAUUAGAAAGCAUGGAUGCCGAUAAGCGCGCCGACAUUGAAGAGAAAGAACGUUGGUUAAUUGCGAAAAAGCGCGUGAAUGGCGAGAAAGUUCGAGAUGAUAGUUCAUUACUGAAGAAAACUCUCAAAAGAAAAGAAAAGCAAAAGAAGAAGAGUGAGAAGGAAUGGACAGAGAGAAUAGAUGGAGUCAAGAAAGCGGGAGCUAUGAAACAGAAGAAGAGAGAGGCGAAUCUACAGGCUAGGAGGGAUGGAAAGGGAGGAAAGGGAAAGAAGGGCGGAAAAGGUGGAAAACCAGCAGGUGGUGCUAAAAAGAAGAGUAGGCCAGGUUUUGAGGGUAGUUUUGGAGGUGGAGGAAAGAAAAAGUAAAGGGAGGAUGCGAUGUUGGGAAUCAGUUUAGGUGUUAAGGAGUGAGGAUGUGAAAAUAUAAUACGAAGACGGUGGUAGGAAAUGAGAAAUGGAAAGUGAUUAUGUUUAUGAAGUGGUCUCGAAGGAAAAAUCAUCCAGAUCCAGGCAAAUGCAUGGAAGCAAGAUGGGACUGCACAACUAGGCAUGUUUAUCAGAAAGACAACACUUUUACAAUACCACCUACAUCUACAAUUAGCAUUUUGUAGAAAUAACCAAGUUGCCUACAGUAAACAUAUAAAUGAUAUUAUAUUAUUAAUUCUA